Messenger RNA from Malus domestica (apple), 1215 nucleotides. Its product is annotated as transcription regulator complex subunit bur6-like. Gene Ontology annotation, molecular function: protein heterodimerization activity; transcription cis-regulatory region binding. The record is from RefSeq and is a predicted model, not a curated record. Gene Ontology annotation, biological process: regulation of DNA-templated transcription. Gene Ontology annotation, cellular component: nucleus. NCBI's taxonomy places the organism in Eukaryota, Viridiplantae, Streptophyta, Magnoliopsida, Rosales, Rosaceae.
GAUUAAAGUUGCAAAGCUAAAUCAACUGUCACGACUCGCGGCACACAACUAGCGUAAUAUUGUCCAUCCGAAACUUAUCAACUGAAUAUUUCCCGCCAAUUCAAAAACCUAAACAUCGUUUUCCCCUUUUCCACCACUCAUUCCGGACCAGAGCUUCGCCGCCAUCAAUGGCAGAAGAAGAGAUCGCAGCUCCAGAGGAAGAGAACCCAGCAGGAGGAGAAGAAGAGAAUUCAGUACAAGAAGAAGAGAACCCAGUACCAGAAGAAGAAGAAGAGAACCCAGUACCAGAAGAAGAGGAAGAGAACCCAGCAGGAGAAGAAGAAAACCCAGCACAAGAAGAACAAGAGAACUCAGUACCAGAAGGAGAAGAGAACCCAGCACGGGAAAAAGAGAAGGCAGCAAAAGGAAAAGGGAAGGCAGUAGCAGAAGAAUGGAACGCCAAUCGGAUCCGACCCGAAUUUCCGAACGGUCGGGUCAAGAGGAUAAUGAAGCUGGACAGGGACAUUAACAAGAUAAACUCGGAAGCCUUACUCCUCGUCUCGUACUCCGCCCAGCUUUUCCUCGAAUUCCUAGCGGAGCGGUCGGCGGAGGUCGCUACGGAGAGGAAGCGCAAGGUCGUGAAGCUCGAGCACAUGCGAGUCGCAGUCAAGAGGCACCGCCCGACAUGUGAUUUCCUAAUCGAUGAGCUUACUGUGCCCUCUCAGCCGUCCAAUCAUCCGGCAACCGACCGGAGUCAAGGUCGCUCUGUCGUCAGUAGUUCAGCUCCAGCUAAACGAGACCGAAGCCGCACCGCUGCCGAUAGACCAGCUCCAGCUGGUACUCGUCUGAUCGAUGGUUUCUUUCACAAACUGGCAAAAAAAUCCCCGAUCCAGACAGAAGAAGCCCCGAUUGAGAUCGACGAAGCCUCAAUUGAGACCGACGAUGCCCCAAUUGAGAUCGACAAUGGUCCAAUCACGAACGACGAUGCCCCAAUUGAGGUUGAUGAUGUUCCAAUCGAGAGUGACGAAGCUUCAAUUGAGAAUGAGGAACCCCUAAUUGAGACCCACGAAGCCCGAAUUGAGAUCAACUAGUCAUAAAUCUUCGGUCUUUGUAGGCCGAAAAAAGAAACAUUUUGUUUGGUCAGGUUGUAAUGGUGAGAAAUCAAUGGACCAGGAGACUGAUUACAACUUUUGUAAUUAUUUAUCUAAUUAUCCAAUGCAUUUGAUAUUUUGAUCU